AUGUCGACAGCCACUUCCGGCGCCGGUGCGGCAGCAGAAACACCCAACCUCCUCCACGUCCAAUUCAAAAACCCCGAAUACCUCUCAUACCUAACUCAUCUCCAGACCGUCUCUCCGACCCCUAACCAGCCCGCCGUCGACCCCGCUCACCCGCUCACCGAGCACAACAUCAUGUCCUACUUUGCCACCUCGCCCUUCUUCGACCGGCGCAGCAACAACGAGCAGAUCCGCAUGCAGAACAUUGCCAACGGUCUCGCGACCGGUCUGUCGGCCCGCCAAGAGGAGGAGGAGCUGAGGCGGUUCACGGGGUUGGAGUUUGUACUGGUGCAUGCGAAGGGCGGGUGUUUCGUGGUGCAGAAGCGAUGGAGGACGGGACCGGGGGAGGUGACGCCACUGGCGAGCUACUAUGUGGUCAACGAGUCAAUAUACCAGGCGCCGGAUCUGUACAGUGUGCUGGCGACGAGAUUGCAAUCGACAGUGUUCGGCCUCAAAUCGUCCCUCACCACCCAGAGGAGAGCAAGACCCUCCUUCGAUCCCAGGCGCGGACACCAUGGAAGAUUCAUCGUUCCCGAUCCCCCCACAACGUCGUCCAAUGACGCCGACGCAAAGGCUGCGACCGACAACGAGGAAGAGGACGAAGAGGCAGCUGCACAGGACGACGAGAUGGAAUUCGAAGACGUCCACGCCGCACCGACAAGUGCACCCCCAGCAGACGGACCACAGGUCAAGAGGGCGCGCUUCGACUGA
Messenger RNA from Kalmanozyma brasiliensis GHG001, 747 nucleotides. Its product is annotated as Mediator complex, subunit Med6. The transcript is spliced from 2 exons. The record is from RefSeq and is a predicted model, not a curated record. The coding region runs from base 1 to 747 and encodes 248 amino acids. Gene Ontology annotation, cellular component: core mediator complex; mediator complex. Gene Ontology annotation, biological process: regulation of transcription by RNA polymerase II. Gene Ontology annotation, molecular function: transcription coactivator activity. NCBI's taxonomy places the organism in Eukaryota, Fungi, Basidiomycota, Ustilaginomycetes, Ustilaginales.